Dermochelys coriacea (leatherback sea turtle) is the source of this 7830-nucleotide messenger RNA. RefSeq names its product synaptotagmin 14 (gene SYT14). Bases 740 to 2464 code for a protein of 574 amino acids. The record is from RefSeq and is a predicted model, not a curated record. Lineage: Eukaryota; Metazoa; Chordata; Testudines; Dermochelyidae. The transcript is spliced from 9 exons.
UUAACAAUAACUGGAAUGGUCUUAAAAUUUCAAGGAUGAUCAGCUAUGGAUACCGGAGGAGCAAAAUUCCAAAAUUCCGCCUAUUUCGGAUGGGAAAAGUUCUGCCUUUGCUGAAAAAAAAAAAAAAAUCAAGGAGCUGGUUUUGGCAGUUUUGGUUUGGGCAAGAAUGUUGUGCGCUUUAUGCCGAAUUUUAAAAUGGACCAAAUCCUGAUCCUACUGAACGCUAGGGCAAAAUCCCCAACGAGCUGUAGUGUGUUCAGGAUUUGGGCCCCGAUUCCUUGGCUGGGCAGCAGAAAUGACCAUUGUACCCCCUAAAAGGGCCAAAUCCUGCUUCCAUUGAAGUCACAGGCACAAACCCCAUUGACUGCCCUGGGCUCGGGCAGCCAGGGCUGAGCAGGGGGCGGAAGGGCGCGCGCCAGGCUGAGAGCAGCGGCACGAUGGAACGCAGCCCUGGGUCGCCGGCGGCCUCUCACAGCGGCAGUCGGGAACCAGGGCGCCGGCGGCCCGUUGGCCUCGGAGUCGGGCCGGCGUCGAGCACCGCCACCCAACCGCCGCCCUUUCGAAUCUGGGCGCGCCGCGGGCCCGGCGAAAGGGGGCGGAGUCACGCGCCGCUCCACUGCCCUGGCACGCGCCGUUCUCCCUCCCUUGUUAGGCUCUCCCGUUGCUCCUUUCUUCCAGCCUCUGCCUGUCGGUGUGUCUCCUGCGUGCGCUGCGCUUGGUACGGCCCACCUGGAAGAUCAUGGCGAUUGAUGGUGGAGAACGAACCUGUGGCGUACAUGAACUAAUCUGCAUUAGAAAAGUAUCUCCUGAGGCAGUUGGAUUUCUGUCAGCUGUUGGAGUGGUCAUUAUCCUCAUGUUGCUUCUUUUUCUAUAUAUUAAUAAGAAGAUGUGUUUUGAAAACGUUGGUGGCUUCCCAGACCUUGAUUCAGGAUAUAAUGCAAGGAAGAUUUCACAAGACAAACUUUACAACUCGUACAUGAAUAAAGACCAGAAUGGUUCCUCCUCUGAAAGUGAAGACGAGGCAGUGGGUAAAUACCAUGAGGCCUUGUCCAGAACACAAAGUUCCAGGCCACCAAUGGUAGAUAGCAGACAGCAAAAAAAUUACAUUUGGGAAACUAGACAAAAAUAUAGCCCUCUGUCUGCAGAGUAUGAUGGGUACAGUAGUGAAGCCUCAAUAGACGAAGCAAACUGUAUUCAGAGAAUGAGAAGAACACCUCCACUGGAUGAACUGCAGCCUCCGCCAUAUCAGGAUGAUAGUGGUUCUCCUCACCUCUCUUGUACACCCUCUGAAUUUGAUGACAGUAAAUGUGAAUUUUCCCACUGUAGCAACAGUCCAAGAUGUUCAUACAAGUGCCCAAGUGAAGGAAGCACUGGACAUGAAAUAGAAAGCUUCCAUAACAAAGGAUAUGAAGAGGAUGUACCCAGUGAUAGUACUGCUGUCCUUAGCCCAGAGGAUAUGUCAGCUCGAGGAUCAUCUUCACAGCUUCCUAAACCUUUUGAUCCUGAGCCAGUAGCUAAAUAUGGCACGCUGGAUGUGACUUUUGACUAUGACUCACAAGAACAGAAGCUUCUAGUAACAGUGACAGCUGUCACAGACAUCCCAACAUAUAACAGGACAGGCGGAAACUCAUGGCAAGUACAUCUAGUUCUCCUACCUAUAAAGAAACAGAGAGCAAAAACCAGCAUCCAGCGGGGACCAUGCCCUGUCUUCGCAGAGACAUUCAAAUUUAAUCAUGUUGAAUCUGAGAUGAUUGGGAAUUACGCAGUUCGCUUUAGACUGUAUGGUGUACGUCGCAUGAAAAAAGAGAGAAUUGUGGGGGAAAAGAUUUUUUACUUAACCAAAUUGAAUCUUCAAGGGAAGAUGUCAGUACCAGUGAUAAUGGAGCCUUCUUACAGUCUUUCUGGCUGUGACUCUCAAAUAAGCAUGUUAGAAAUGUCCUGCAGUGAAAGUACCUCCUCUUGUCAGUCCCUAGUACAUGGCUCAGCUCCAGAAAUCCUCAUCGGCCUACUUUAUAAUGCCACAACCGGAAGACUAUCAGCAGAAGUGAUAAAAGGCAGCCACUUCAAAAACUUGGCAGCAAACAGACCACCCAACGGACUGUUCUGUUGUCUAAAACACUUGAUAGGUGGACAGGUUUAUAUAAUCCGAGAUACAUAUGUUAAGUUAACACUGCUGAAUUCCAUGGGUCAGGAGAUGUCCAAGUGCAAGACGUCCAUCCGCCGAGGGCAGCCAAAUCCAGUAUACAAAGAAACCUUCAUUUUUCAAGUGGCACUAUUUCAGCUUUCAGAUGUGACACUCAUACUGUCUGUGUAUAAUAAACGCAGCAUGAAACGAAAAGAGAUGAUAGGCUGGAUUUCUCUAGGUCUCAACAGCUCAGGAGAAGAGGAACUAAAUCACUGGACUGAAAUGAAGGAAUCCAAAGGACAACAAAUAUGUAGAUGGCACUCAUUACUAGAGUCUUAAUAGGUAGUACCAAGGGUCAGUUGUGGUUCCAGGGAGUACCAUGUUUAACAAGACUGUCCCUUAGUCACCACUAAGAGAUCUGUUAUGGAAGUAACAAAUUCAACAUUCCACCUUAAAGAAUGCACAGUGUGCGAUGGAGCAGAACAUUUUACACAUUUUCUUCAAUUAAUUUGUCAGACACCUCACUAGUGUCAGAUUAAACCUUUCUGUACACAGACGAGAUAGCAAUCACUCCAUCCCCUUGAUGCUUUCAAUACUGUUUGGUUUGGGAUUGUUUUCUAUUUAGCAAUUCAAAUAUAUUGUAUGUAAAAAUCCCCAAAUUAUUAUAAAAUCCUCCUAUCGUGUUGGAUUUUUUUAGUGCUCUUAUAUUUUAGUUUCUGACCUGCCAACAUCCCAAUUGAGGGACAUUGGCCUUUAAUACAAGAAACAAAUUAUUAAACUGUGAAACAAGAAAACAAAACAACAACAAAAAAUCACCACUGCUUGGGAAGAAAGCUUAAUAGUGAAUAUAUUGUUGUUUUAGAUUGAUUUUGUUUUUUAUGCAUUAACUUAGUUGCAUUAACUUUUCAUUUCUGAUAUGAAAUUAGUUUGAAAAACUCUGGGACUCAGUGGAAUAAGGUGAACUUUGACCUAAAAUAAAUGUUUCUUCAAUCUGUGAUAGGAACAAGCUCCACAUUGUGGCAUAAAUUGGGUUUUUCCCCAUUUGCCGUGCUGCUGCCUAACCCAAAGAGACCCGAUCACUGUUCUGGUCCCUUGCAAGUCUGUUUAGACAGGUUGUACCAUAAAACUAUGCAACUUUCUGUUGAAAGCACUUCCUGUAUUCAUGUAUUCCAAUGUAGGAAGCUCAUAGAGCGCAAGUUGACUAAAAAAUCUUUUCAUCAACCCAAUUGAUAUGCAUUUCUUUAAAAUGCCAAUAUUGUGAAGAUUAUGUUGAAAGAUCACAGAAGAAACAGUAGUAGUUAAACUGCUACGGCAAAGGACCAAUUCUAUGACUUUGGGGAAAAGAAAGAUAUGUUUGUUUCCUUGGCUGGUCAUAUGAAUUGCAGAGUUUCAAGAACCAUAAUUUCUAGUCUUGUUGGAGGAUGAAUACAGGGGAUCUAGAAGAGAGUUAUUUCCUCUCUAUUUUCCAGGUGGCAGAGAGAAAUAGGGCUAACCCAUGAGUUGUCAAGGCUUGCAUGGAACACUGAACUCCCAAAUGUAUGGGUCCAUUUGCUCUGCAUGUAUUUAAGGCCGGCACGGUUGGCUUCAUAGCAACAUCAUGGUAAAAAAAGAAAAAGCUGCAGCAUAAUGGACAAAUUUUGCCUUUGGAUAUGUACCCACAACUUCCACUGACGUCAGAGAGGCGUGGGGGUGUAUGUGUACAGCUUGAGGUUUGGGCCUAAGUACCGUAAGUACAGUAGAGUCUCACUAAUUCACACUGACUGCUAGAUCCAAUUCAGAUUACUAAAUAUUGUGGAUUAUUGAGUAAAUAAUGACACGUUUUUUAAAAAAAAAAAGUCAGGAUUCUCAAAAUGAAUUUUUUUAUUUAUUACAAUAAUUUUCAUUUCAUCUUAAUUGCUACUCUACUUAUCUGAGCAAACAUACCAAAGUUUAUUUCUUAAAAGUAAUUAAGUCUUACUAAUGUGAGACUCCCCAGUGCAGCAUUCACUGAGAAGGAGGGUGCGAUCGCUGUAUUAUUUUUGGUGAGAAUUAUUGAUGUUGUAGUGAAUUUGGAUAAAGAAAGAAACUCUUUCUUGUUACCUCUGAACAGUUCAACCUUUGGGAUACAAAGACCGUCAGGUACUGUGUGAUUGCAUAUAGCAAGUGUAUAAACUUAAAGAUGCAUCAUGUGACUCUCAGAUACUCACAAUGCUUAAAUGAUUUCAUAACCCCUUUCCUAAGAAAUCUCCAGUUACAGUUUUCAACUAAUGUUAUUUUGUGCCUUUCAUAUCACACUAGUUGAAGCUGCUAAUACAAACGGAUGGUUGUAUUUGCAGACUGGGCCUUCAGUUUUUAUUGGCUUAAGGAUUUCUCAGAACAUUGCCACAGGAAUUUUCUUUCCUGUCUUGCAUGUUGUUUUUUAUGUAAGGCACAAUAAAUUUCAUUUUGGUAAUUCAAACAUCCAAGAACUUUGAUUAGCCAGAAACAUUGUAAAUAGCAAUACAGUAUAAAGUGUUCCUUCCAGUUCUGUUUGUUGCUCAGUUUGUGAGGUGCAACUUCAAACUCGUAAAUGUUUAAAUAAAAAUAUAGGUUAAUUUUAUGUACAUAAGAAAAACCACCUCAAGUUCCCCAGCUCAUUUUGGUUUCACUUACAAUAGACACACUUAUUUACUGAGUUACUACCAGGAAAUAUGUCAUACGUAACCUCUCAAGGGUCAUAAACCACUUAUAUUUAUGAAUAUUUUGAAGAAGUCUUCUAAGAUCUUCUAAGAUCAAAUAUUGUCUGUCAAGGGUUGUCUCUCUUGUACAGGUUUGUAUAAAGUGGUGUACAGUAUUUCACAGUAACUACUGAACAAGAUAAUUCCAUUGCAGAGCAUGGAAAAUAUCUCAGGUCACCACUGACUAUAUUACAAAUUUAAACUUGGUGAGUCUAUAACCUGGAAAAGGAACCCAAACUACACUAAUCAAUGUGAGCAAUCAAAUUCCUUUUGAAAAGUGAUAUUGUUUAGGAAUGACAUUUUCAUAUAUUAACAAUUCUGACAUAUAAGACAUUAACAUAUUAAUGUAGACAAAACAUGUCUAGAUGCAUGUUGAGUACAUCUAACCAGAUUCUUUUUGUUAGAUCAUGAUUUUUUCCAAGAUUUUCAUAUAUGAUUUUCAUAGACUCCAUAUUCAACAAGUGUAUCACAAAAUUAAAGGUCUUACUUAUUUAGGCUCAUGCAGUAUAAAUGUAUAUGAAGAGCUUAAAGGAAUUUCUAAUUUUACAUGGACAUCAUAUACAAGUAAUAGAAUGUGGUCAGAUGUUUUUGUCUUUCAAAACUAAUCACAUCAUCCUCCACUGGAAUUCACAUGGGAAUUUUUAUAAAUUGGUGGAAGCACUGGUAACUGCUAUGUUGUUCUUUAUUCCCAGGUCAGUGUUAUGACUUGUGGUUUUGCUGGGGUUUUUGUUUUGUUAAUUACUUAAUGUGAAUCUACAUUCCCAUAUUCUAAAUCUGCCUUUAGAUAAAGCUUUGUGCAAACCUUACCCCAGUGGCUGAUGCACAGAGUCUUUUGUAUGCAUUCAAUAGAACAAACCUCAACCAAGGAAUAGACAAUCCAAAGAACAAAAACCCUGGUAUGAAGUAGAAGGAAAUCAGAACAGGGCCUUUGUGCUGGCCUCAAAAUUGUGCAUGAUUCUAUUUUCUCUUGACUUUUUCUGUUGUUGUUUACCCUUCAGACUUCUGUUUUAAAGGUACAGUCAGCACUUAUAAGAAUUUAUCAAAUGAUUAAAUUCUUUUUCUCCUGUAUAUCAGGAUUACACAGAGAUUACAAUUCUUGAAUUGAUACUGGUUUUUGUUACAACACCACAAUGGUUUUUUACACCUUGGGUUGACAUAAAACAGCAAGGUUUCUUGGAGAAACUACACUUAAAAGGGUUUUCUAUCUUUUCUGCAAUAUAUAUACCUACAUAUUUGAAGAAAGGAUUAAAAUCUUACAAAUAGGAUUACAAAAGUGAAAGAGAAUGAUUGGCUCCAUACUUGAAUUUGCAUAAAAGAUUAAGGGCCAGAUUGUGACCUAACAGGCCAAUACGAGGGAAUAUGAAGUUACCAGGUGCCCUGUUACUCCCCUGCACUGGCCAGUAAUACAGCAGUGCAAGAGGGAGGACAGCCUCCUGUGCAGGUGGGUGGGGAGUGGCAGAGCCUAGGCUCCAUUCCUCCAUUUGCCAGCCAGAACAUGCUCUGGGGAGGGUGAAUCUGUGCCAGGUAUAGGACUGAUACAGAUAACUUUGCCCUGAGCAAGAGGGGACAUGGCACGCGCAGUCACCGUCUGGUUCCCAGUCUGCUCCUGCAGCAGCACAUCUACAUGCUGCCCCUUGUGCUGGGCUUGUGGCAAAGCCACAAUUCAGCCUUAAAGUAGGGUUUAGCUUCUUGGCUGACCAGCAGCUGAGGAUUUGCUGGUAUACAAGAGCUAUGCAUUCAGCUACUUGACAAAUACAGCAUAGUUUCUAAACAUAAUUAAAGUCCUCAGAGCGUAGUAAUAAAAUGAAGGUUAAAAAUACAGUGAUUACUUGAAAUUAAGGCAUGCCCUUUUACUGGUGUCACAGGCUCUAUUUAUCAACUGAAUAAGCCCAUAGGCUAUAAUGGAGUAUACAGUUUUUCAGCACUCUAGAGACUUUCACCCAUAAACUAUUGCAAUCAUUCCUAUUGGCUACAAUAGUGCCUGUUUUUAUUAUUUUCCCGCCUGACACUUGGGGCGGUUUCUUUUUUUUUCUACCUCCCCCACUUUGUGUUUCUGUAUUACUCUGUUCAUUCUCUGUCCUCACUCAGGGGCCUGGUCCUGUGAGAUGGCAGUCACCCUCAACUUCUGUUGUCCUCAGCCGCUUGCUUUUGACAGCGAGGGCACUCAGCACCUCUUAUCACAAGGCAUGAAGUGGAGUGCAAAAUAAGGCAAUUGACUCAAUUUUGGGUGCCUUGCACCAUUAGAGUCGGUAAAUGACCUGUACUCAACAAACAUUGUUUUUAAAAAUUGUCUCCCAAACUAAAACCAAAUAAUCUCAGUUACUAUGAUUCAGUCAUCCCCCUACAUUAUGACUACCUUUUAGAUUAUUGUUGUGAAUUUCCCUUUCUUUUAUAUAUACUACCCUUGUAGAUUACUGCUGGUGAAAUGCAAAGUCACGAGAGCUUCAACAAAGAGAUGAAAGGAUGGAAUUUGGAAAAACUCUAUCUUUUAAUACAAUAAAAACUCCUAUUGACUUAAUUGAGAGCAGGAUCAGACUCUUUACCUAUCCAUCACAUUUGUCUGUAGGAAUGCUGUCUUGUCUAAAGCAGUUCUCUAAUAUUAUGGCAUGUCAGUAAAUAUUCCUGGGGGAAUUCUGUGCCACUGUGCAAUGCAGAAUGUUGCAGAAAUUAAUGUUGUGCAUGCAGAAUUUCUUUUUCCCUGCCCCCCCCCCCGGAAAUGGGCUGCAGAAAUGUUGGCUGCCACUAGGGGCCACAGGACCCAGCAGAGCCCUACUCACAAAUAGAAGACAAGGCCAGUGGGAGGGGAGGGAGAGGGACCUGGAGUGUUCCCAGUGGUUGCAGUUCUCAGCACAGCCUGAAGGAAGGAGACGGCAGUGCACAGGAAACUCCAUGCAAGCCCAGGACCCAGCAUCAAGCUGUUUCUCCCUCUGGAUCCCUGGGCUUUAAGAGAGUAGGGUCUGUGAGUGUCUGGGUCGAGGGCAGGGAGCCAGCAGCUGGUCUCUGGGAGAG